This is a messenger RNA of Nilaparvata lugens (brown planthopper), 687 nucleotides long. Its product is annotated as reticulocyte-binding protein 2 homolog a-like. Lineage: Eukaryota; Metazoa; Arthropoda; Insecta; Hemiptera; Delphacidae. The record is from RefSeq and is a predicted model, not a curated record. The transcript has a single exon. Bases 1 to 687 code for a protein of 228 amino acids.
AUGGAAGAACCACACCGCAUCCUGGAGGCCACAUCAGCGAUGUCAGAGACGGAGGAGUUCGCGCGGGAGAAACGCCCAUGCAUCACCGCUCCAGAGGUUCAGACGCCCGCAUCUCAUGUCAUAGAACCAUUGCCGCCGACUGAGGACCGCACAUUCACCCUUUCCGAGCAGGAUAUAAACACCCUCCUGGAAGCAGUAAACAAAAUGAUUAAAAUACAAGAACAAAUGAGGGAAGAAUCAAAGAAGGAAAUUCAAGAGAUGAUUAGAGAAAACAAACAAGCAAGAGAAGAACUAAAGAAAGAAAAGAAACAAAUAAAUGAAACACUAAACAAUGUGAUUGAAGAUACCAAACAAGCAAAUGAAGAAUUAAAGAAAGUAUAUGAACAGGAUUUCGAUAAACUGGAACAAAGGUUGAAAGAAGCAACAGAGGAAAGCAGGAUGGUAACACGGCAAAUUGAGGAGAAAUGUCAGACAAUUAAAAUCAAUAGUGGACCAGAGACUGAGCCCAUGCAUGCAGAAGCAAACAUACUCGACGAGGAGGUCAUAAAACAGGCAAGCGAACGUGACACGUGUAUGGAGGACCAACCUACCGAGAAUGUCAAAACUGAAGUCGCCCUGCACCCUGCAGAAUGCCGAGAGGAGCGGACGACAUCACCAGCCAAGCCGAAGAUGUCAUCCAUGGCAUAG